UUGUGCACACAUGCAGUCACUUCCAGAGUGCCUGGCGUGAAAAGGAGUUUUCGGAAGGCCUCAUCACGACCAAGACUGGAUCGUGUGGAAUGCGUCUGCUGGUCGAUUGGCCUGUCUGACUCGAUGACCUCUGAGUGGGUUGUCCGGCUCCAACGAAGCAGUAGCCAAGGCUGUGUUUGGUUGGCACAUCGUGAACCCCAAGUACACGCGAUCGUGGUCAAGGCUGAACCGGCGGUGUCCAUGUGCUCCAGCGACCGAAUCGAUGUCGUCAGGCCGUGGUUGCAAUUAGCAUCGUUCGUGCCUCCGGCAGAAGAUCGUGGUUGUAGUCAAUUGUUUUUAUUAAAAAAUGACUCGUUUCGAGAACUGUCACUGGAGUCUUGCCACAACAGAAACGAAUUUCACAUUCAGCAUCACCAACCCCAACCGGACAUGAAUCCGGCUGAUUGA
Molecule: messenger RNA, 447 nt
Organism: Protopolystoma xenopodis
Lineage: Eukaryota; Metazoa; Platyhelminthes; Monogenea; Polystomatidea; Polystomatidae
Source: the annotation of a GenBank genome assembly